GGAGGCCGGACAUCCCGAGGAGCGCCGUGAAAGAUGGGGGAUGCUGCUGACCCCCGGGAGAUGAGAAAGACGUUCAUUGUUCCAGCCAUCAAGCCCUUUGACCACUAUGAUUUCUCCAGGGCCAAAAUCGCCUGCAAUCUGGCCUGGCUGGUGGCCAAAGCCUUUGGGACAGAAAAUGUGCCAGAGGAACUUCGAGAACCAUUUUACACAGAUCAGUAUGACCAGGAACACAUCAAGCCACCUGUCGUUAAUUUGCUUCUGUCGGCCGAGCUGUACUGUCGUGCUGGGAGUCUCAUUCUCAAGAGCGACGCUGCAAAACCCCUUUUGGGCCAUGAUGCUGUAAUCCAGGCUUUAGCUCACAAAGGUCUUUAUGUCACUGACCAGGAAAAACUGGUAACCGAACGGGAUCUCCACAAGAAACCCAUACAGAUGAGUGCACAUUUGGCCAUGAUAGAUACCUUGAUGAUGGCUUACACUGUAGAAAUGGUCAGUAUAGAAAAAGUGAUUGCGUGUGCUCAGCAGUAUUCAGCUUUUUUCCAAGCGACGGAUCUGCCCUAUGAUAUUGAGGAUGCUGUCAUGUACUGGAUAAAUAAGGUAAAUGAACAUUUGAAAGACAUCAUGGAACAAGAACAGAAAUUGAAAGAACCUCCCACAGUUGAAGCUCCAGGAGGUCAAAAGUCUCCUUCCAAAUGGUUUUGGAAACUGGUUCCAGCUCGUUAUAGGAAAGAGCAAACAUUGCUUAAGCAGCUGCCCUGUGUCCCGUUGGUAGAAAAUUUGUUGAAGGAUGGUACUGAUGGCUGCGCGUUAGCUGCCCUUAUUCAUUUCUAUUGUCCUGGUGUUGUCAGAUUAGAAGAUAUAUGUUUGAAAGAAACUAUGUCUCUGGCCGAUAGCCUGUAUAACCUACAGCUGAUUCAGGAGUUCUGCCAAGAGUACCUGAACCAGUGUUGCCAUUUCACCCUGGAAGAUAUGCUCUAUGCGGCUUCAUCCAUAAAGAGUAACUAUUUGGUGUUCAUGGCAGAACUCUUCUGGUGGUUUGAAGUCGUGAAGCCGUCAUUCGUGCAGCCACGCGUUGUUCGUCCACAGGGAGCUGAGCCUGUGAAAGACACACCGUCAGUGCCCGUCCUGAAUGCUGCCAGAAGAAACGUCCUGGCUAGUUCCUGCAGCUCUGACUUCUCCUCCAGUGGGGAAGGAGCUCCAUUUACCCAGUCUUAUCAUCGCUUGCCUUCUAGACAUUCACGCCCCCAAGCCCAUUCUUCAGCCUCAGGAGGAAUUAGAAGAUCUUCAUCUAUGUCUUACGUUGAUGGUUUCAUAGGGACAUGGCCCAAAGAGAAAAGAUCGUCAGUACAUGGUGUUUCAUUUGAUAUUUCUUUUGAUAAAGAAGAUGGUGUACAGAGAUCCACUCCAAACCGAGGAAUCAUUCGUUCUAUUAGUAAUGAAGGACUUGCACUGAACAACAAUCGUGUAUCUAAACACAUUAGGAAAAAUUUAUCCUUUAAGCCAGUAAAUGGAGAAGAGGAAGCAGAAAGCAUUGAAGAAGAACUUAAUAUAGACUCUCACAGUGACCUCAAAUCUUAUGCGCCCCUUAAUACAAAUGAGCUAAAUUCUAAUGAGAAUAUUCAUUACCAGCUUCCAAAUGGAGCUUUACAAAACAGAGUACUUCUCGAUGAGUUUGGCAAUCAGAUCGAGACACCAAGCAUUGAAGAGGCAUUACAAAUAAUUCAUGAUACUGAAAAAUCUCCCCGUACACCUCAGCCAGACCAAAUUGCUAAUGGCUUCUUUCUUCAUAGCCAGGACAUGAGUAUCUUAAAUUCGAAUAUCAAACUGAGUCAGUCCAGCCCUGAUAACAUAACUGACACAAAAGGUGCCUUGAGUCCCGUAACUGACAAUACCGAAGUAGACACUGGAAUCCAUGUUCCUUCAGAAGAUAUUCCUGAAACCAUGGAUGAAGAUUCUUCUUUGCGAGAUUAUACUGUAAGCUUAGACUCUGACAUGGAUGAUGCAUCUAAAUUCCUUCAGGACUACGAUAUACGAACCGGCAACCCCAGAGAGUCUCUGAGUCCGUGUCCAAGCACUGUAAGUACCAAAUCUCAACCAGGCAGCAGUGCUUCUUCUAGUUCUGGAGUUAAAAUGACCAGCUUUGCUGAGCAGAAGUUCAAGAAACUGAACCAUACUGAUGGAAAAAGUAGUGGAAGUAGCUCUCAAAAAACUACACCUGAGGGCUCCGAACUUAAUAUUCCUCAUGUAGUUGCCUGGGCACAAAUUCCAGAAGAAACAGGCCUGCCACAAGGGCGGGACACCACUCAGCUGUUGGCUUCUGAAAUGGUGCACCUUAGGAUGAAACUAGAAGAGAAAAGACGUGCUAUAGAAGCUCAGAAGAAGAAGAUGGAAGCUGCCUUCACUAAACAGAGGCAGAAAAUGGGAAGGACGGCGUUCCUUACAGUAGUGAAAAAGAAAGGGGACGGGAUUUCCCCUCUUCGAGAGGAAGCAGCUGGUGCAGAGGAUGAGAAGAUCUAUACUGACCGAGCAAAAGAAAGGGAGUCGCAGAAACCUGAGGGGCAAAGGAGCAAGUCUCUGGCAGAUAUCAAAGAAAGCAUGGAGAACCCUCCAGCCAAAUGGCUAAAGUCUCCAACCACCCCUGUGGAUCCUGAGAAGCAGUGGAACCUGGCCAGCCCCUCAGAAGAAACCUUGAAUGAAGGAGAGAUUUUGGAAUACACAAAAUCCAUUGAGAAGUUAAACUCAUCUCUGCAUUUUCUACAGCAAGAAAAGCGCCUGUCACUGCAGCAGUAGAUUCUGAUGCAGAUGAGAGAGCAGCAGUCCUGGGUGAUUUCCCCUCCGCAGCCCUCCCCCCAGAAACAAAUCCGAGAUUUUAAAUCCUCUCGGCAGGCAGGCCUGUCCUCCGCCAUGGCACCGUUCUCGUCAGACUCCCCUCGUCCUACUCAUCCAUCUCCACAGUCUUCUAACAGGAAAAGCACAUCUUUUUCUGUGAAAAAUCAGAGGACUCCUAGGCCAAAUGAAUUAAAAAUAACACCUUUGAAUCGAACCUUAACACCCCCUCGGUCUGUGGACAGCCUGCCUCGGUUAAGGAGGUUUUCGCCAAGUCAAGUUCCUAUUCAGACUAGGUCAUUUGUGUGUUUUGGGGAUGAUGGAGAACCUCAGUUAAAGGAGUCCAAACCUAAAGAAGAAGUUAAAAAGGAGGAAUUAGAAUCCAAAGGAACUUUGGAACAGCGUGGACAAAAUCUAGAAGAAAACAUUAAACCUUUUGAGUCAACAGUUUCUGAAGUCCUGUCCCACCCUGUCACAGAGACUGUAUGUCUGACACCAAACGAGGACCAGUUGAAUCAACCCACAGAGCCGCCUCCUAAACCCAUUUUCCCACCCGCUGCUCCUAAAAAUGUUAAUCUGAUUGAAGUUUCCCUCUCAGAUUUGAAACCCCCUGAAAAGACCGAUGUAGCUGUUGAGAAAUCUGAGGGAGAAAGUGAUAAAGAACAAUUUGAUGAUGACCAGAAAGUAUGCUGUGGAUUCUUUUUUAAGGAUGAUCAAAAAGCAGAAAAUGAUAUGGCGAUGAAACGAGCAGCUUUGUUGGAGAAGCGAUUAAGAAGAGAGAAAGAAACUCAGCUUCGGAAGCAGCAGUUGGAAGCAGAGAUGGAGCAUAAGAAAGAGGAAACAAGGCGUAAAACUGAGGAAGAACGUCAGAAGAAAGAAGAUGAGAGAGCACGCAGAGAAUUUAUUAGGCAAGAAUAUAUGAGGCGGAAACAGUUGAAACUAAUGGAAGACAUGGAUACAGUCAUUAAACCCCGUCCUCAAGUAGUAAAACAAAAAAAACAGAGGCCGAAAUCUAUUCACAGAGAUCAUAUUGAAUCCCCCAAAACACCAAUAAAAGGUCCUCCAGUCUCUAGCCUUUCUUUGGCAUCGCUGAACACGGGUGACAAUGAGAGCAUACAUUCAGGCAAGAGGACGCCAAGGUCAGAGUCUGUGGAAGGCUUCUUAUCUCCAAGUCGUUGUGGCAGUCGAAAUGGAGAAAAAGACUGGGAAAAUGCAUCAACAACUUCUUCAGUGGCUUCUGGAACAGAAUACACAGGACCAAAGCUCUACAAGGAACCCAGUGCAAAGUCCAAUAAGCACAUAAUACAAAAUGCUUUAGCUCAUUGCUGUUUGGCUGGAAAAGUAAAUGAAGGUCAGAAGAAAAAAAUACUGGAGGAAAUGGAGAAGUCAGAUGCCAACAACUUCUUAAUCUUAUUUCGGGAUUCAGGCUGCCAGUUCAGAUCUUUGUAUACUUAUUGCCCAGAAACUGAAGAAAUCAAUAAACUGACCGGGAUAGGCCCUAAAUCUAUCACUAAAAAAAUGAUUGAGGGGCUUUACAAAUACAAUUCCGACAGGAAACAGUUUAGCCACAUACCUGCUAAAACUUUAUCUGCCAGUGUGGAUGCAAUUACCAUUCACAGCCAUUUAUGGCAGUCCAAAAGACCAGUAACACCCAAAAAACUUCUACCCACUAAAGCAUAGGAGUGGGAAAUACUGCUUCAGAACAUUCACGGUAAAUUUGCACUUCAUCUUUCCUGCCUAUAGAAAAUCUUUCUAAUUGCCAACAAACUUUUCUUAAUUAAAACUGGACUUUAAGCGCUGUUGUCAUGAACAACUGGAAUGUAAACCACAGUAUUUUGGAAUGCAGAAGAUUCUUAGGUGAUAAGUCCAAGUGAUGAAGGAAGUGUUUUGAUUCACGAAUGGAGAUUUGUGUGUUACCGGUUCCUCUGCUUGGUGUUACAUGCGUUGAAGCACUGAAUUUUCAUGGACACGAGGUGGACUUACGGUCAGAAUAUAGCUAAAUUACAAAUUAUGUGUGUUAUUUGUUGCUUUUUUUUUUUUAACCUUUUAAUGUACAUGCUUGUCUUCAGAUGGUUUAUUUUGCUGUUUUUCUUUUCCUGGAGGUUCAUUCUAAGAUGCUCCACAUUUUGUUUCAUGUGGAGAUCAUGAAAGUAAGACAGAGACCUUCAGAAGUAACUCGCACCUUUGUUCUGAUGUUAAGAGAAACACUAGUGGUUAGCUUUACGAUACUCAUGUUUUAAUGGUAUUAGAGCAUUUGCAAAAAUUAUUCUGCUAAGUAUUUACAAUUCUGUAUUUAUUAUUCACUCAAGUAUUAACAUUUCUCUAUGAAAUAAAAGGAGGUGUUUUAAAGAGCUGCUAGUAGGUUCGCUUUAAACCACACAAGCUUAACCAAGAAAAUGUUACACGAAGUUGCUGAUUAAAUCAGUGCUGUU
Molecule: messenger RNA, 5255 nt
Organism: Tupaia belangeri chinensis (Chinese tree shrew)
Lineage: Eukaryota; Metazoa; Chordata; Mammalia; Scandentia; Tupaiidae
Gene: CAMSAP2
Product: calmodulin regulated spectrin associated protein family member 2
Biological process (GO): cytoplasmic microtubule organization; neuron projection development; negative regulation of microtubule depolymerization
Cellular component (GO): microtubule minus-end
Molecular function (GO): spectrin binding; calmodulin binding; microtubule minus-end binding
Source: RefSeq, a predicted model, not a curated record